AUGGCAUUCGUGGUCGCCAAAUGGGUGAACAGAGGGCCCGUCCCUUCUAAUAUUAACCCCACAAUGACGAUGCAGGGCGAGAUGUACCAUGAAAUGGGUCCCAUGAUGCCAUUCGAGGGGCGGGCGCCUUCCUACGCUUCCGUUUACAUUCACGACACUGACUACGCCACUCAGACGCGCACAAGGCUUGGAAACUCUGCACGACUGCAAGAGGCACUUACGGCGCCACUGACACGCAUGCUGCACGAAUGCAACCCCUACGUGCAAACAUUUCUGUGUAUGCGAGAAUGGGCUCAAUCUCCUCACAACAACACUCCAACCCCGUACCAGAUGGUCAUCCAUGCCGACCGCAGGCCAAGUCAUGAGCACGUGCGCCGGUACAAUGGUCCCGAAGCUUCUGAAGUGGCUGCAUUGACCCCUGGAAAUGAAGACGGAGAGAUUGGGCGAAGAUAUAUCGUCGUUCGCAGGCGAGGGACUCUGAACAGUAACGGGAACGAAGUGUUGGAUCCGAUUUCAGUCAGUCAUCGUGUAUACGAUCCAUUGAGUUACGUGCUUUUGUUCCCGAACGGUAGGGACGGAUGGUAUCCAGAGCUUCGAUUCUCCAGUGAUCACGACGGCAGACGAACCAACAUUACUCCGAUGAUGUACUUCGGAUGGCAUUUUUUCGAAAGAGCAGGCGAGUUCAGCACGAUCUUACACGCAGAACGACUCUUUCAGCAGUAUUUAGUGGACCAGUUCUGCAAAGUGGAGGCAGAAAGGCUUUCGUAUCUCCGCCACAACCAGAUACAGCUUCGAUCGGGGGACUACACCUCACUGCGCGACAGCCUAGGAGACUCCGGUCGUGCUGAAGAUGAAGCCGACGCUGUACGUGCAGGACGACUGUUCAUACUCCCUUCUACGCACAUCGGAUGUGACCGUUACAUGAGGCAGCAGAUGCACGACAUCAUGGCUAUAUCCAACCAAAUUGGCCACCCGGACAUCUUCCUCACCAUGACAUGCAAUCCUAGCUGGCCGGAGAUCACAAGAGCCCUGCUGCCCAAUCAAACUCCUCAGGACAGACCGGAUCUGUGCGCACGUGUGUUUCGUCUCAAAAUGAAGGAUCUCAUGUCUUUGGUCAUCAACGAGGAAGUGUUCGGAACCGUCGUUGCCCACGUACGAGUCAUCGGAUUUCAAAAACCAGAUCCAGAACUCCAAAAGGUCGUGCUUAAGCAUAUGAUUCACAAUCCAUGUGGAGAACACAAUCCAACAGCCGUCACUGCGGAGGCAAAGUACUAG
Molecule: messenger RNA, 1275 nt
Organism: Chondrus crispus (carragheen)
Lineage: Eukaryota; Rhodophyta; Florideophyceae; Gigartinales; Gigartinaceae
Exons: 2
Coding region: 1-1275 (424 amino acids)
Source: RefSeq, a predicted model, not a curated record